Messenger RNA from Knipowitschia caucasica, 522 nucleotides. Lineage: Eukaryota; Metazoa; Chordata; Actinopteri; Gobiiformes; Gobiidae. The record is from the annotation of a GenBank genome assembly.
AUGGGGGUAACCAUUCCCGUGCCACAGAAAGAGUCGGAGGAGAGGCCGCGUGGAGUCACCUCCACGGAGCUCAGCUGGUCUAUGCAAAUGGACGCUGAGCACCCUCUCUCAGACCCGGACGAGUUGGACCUGGGCCUCGGGGCCUCCGGAGACAACCUCGUCGAGUUUCCCGACUCUGGGGAUGAGCCCAUCAGUCUCCCGUCCGAGGAGGACGAGGACUUGAUUAUGGAGCAAUUUACCCUGACUCAAGCCACAAGGCCGGGAAGCGCGACAGCCAGCAGUGGAUCACCGACUCCACCUGCUGCACAGAGCCUGCAUGAGUUUCCUCCGCGGCCGGUACCAAAAGGACAGGCCGCGUACCGCAACUCCAAACGCCCGACGCAGCCCCAGCCUCAGAGCAGCGCGCCUCAUGAGCUCAAGGGUGCGUGGACCAGGAGACCUUUUGCCCCGAGAGCGAAGAAUGGACCCCAACAGGGCCAGCCCGCCUCCCACGGGGCAAAGAAGAAGAAGCGGGACUCCUAG